AUGGUGAAUCCAUUUGUACGAAAAUUCGUGCCACUUGUUAAUUUCUUGAUCGCAACGGCUGCUCUCGGUUUUCAAGUCGGUGUGUUGUAUCCAUGGCAUCAUCAACUCGAACAACGAUUUAAUGAAUUAGAACAUAAACAAGAGCAAAAACUUGAAGAUUAUCAUCAAACAAAAAUGCAAACAAUGAAAAAUAUUGAGGAAAAGCUUUUGACAUUAAAUGUUCCAAAAGAAUCAACGACCUCACCUAAAUGA
Rotaria sp. Silwood1 is the source of this 252-nucleotide messenger RNA. The record is from the annotation of a GenBank genome assembly. NCBI's taxonomy places the organism in Eukaryota, Metazoa, Rotifera, Eurotatoria, Philodinida, Philodinidae.